Messenger RNA from Thunnus maccoyii (southern bluefin tuna), 888 nucleotides. Its product is annotated as claudin-4-like. Lineage: Eukaryota; Metazoa; Chordata; Actinopteri; Scombriformes; Scombridae. Gene Ontology annotation, cellular component: plasma membrane; bicellular tight junction. The transcript is spliced from 3 exons. The record is from RefSeq and is a predicted model, not a curated record. Gene Ontology annotation, molecular function: structural molecule activity. Gene Ontology annotation, biological process: bicellular tight junction assembly; cell adhesion.
AUGGAAGGGCAGGGCAGGCAGAUUGGGGGCCUGGCACUGUGUGUGAUGGGCAUUUUAGGAGUGUGUUUGACAUGUGGACUGCCGAUGUGGCGUGAGACAUCUUUUGUCGGAGCCAACAUUGUAACUGCACAAUCGGUGUGGGAUGGUCUGUGGUUGCACUGUAUCAUCCAGGCCACAGGUCAGAUGCAGUGUAAGAAACACACCACGUCCAUCACUCUGACCGCUGACAUCCAGGCUGGACGUGCCCUCACGUUGAUCUCCAUCCUCGCCGGCCUCCUGGGCUUCAUUAUCAGCCUCCUGGGUGGAGGUGUGGCCAAAUGUAGUGGAGCUCCACCUGACUCCCCAGAGCCUCCGUCGGCUUCUUCCGCCAGAAAGAAGAAUCACUGAUAUAUUUUGUUUUUCUAGGCAUGUCUGCUGGGUGGAGCUCUGUGCGUGCUGGCUGGCAUCUUGUGCCUGGUUUCAGUCAGCUGGUCAGCAGGAACAACCAUCUCUCUCUACAAUGACCCCUUGGUGGUCGCGGCCCUAAAGAGAGAAGUGGGCUCCUCCAUCUACAUAGGCUGGGCCUCCUCUGUGCUGCUCCUGCUCGGUGGGGCUCUGAUCUGCUUCGUCUGUGGGGAAAAGGAGAACUCACAGCCUUCUUACCGCCCCUACAGCUCCAACACUGAAUUCAGCGACUAUUCAUCCCACAUGCCCACACUGAGGUCUGAUGACAUAAGAUCAAACAGUUUAAGGAUGUUUGAUCGUUAUGCACCAAAUAAGAUGGUAGAGCAUGUAGCCCAAGUGCACAACCCCCUGAAUAAAGCUCAUAGUGGGGCCGGGCUGUAUAAUCAACCACGUCGAACAGAUCAGGGACACCAGACAACAGGAAGGGCUUAUUCAUGGGAAUGA